Messenger RNA from Oppia nitens, 876 nucleotides. RefSeq lists its product as uncharacterized. NCBI's taxonomy places the organism in Eukaryota, Metazoa, Arthropoda, Arachnida, Sarcoptiformes, Oppiidae. The record is from RefSeq and is a predicted model, not a curated record. Bases 103 to 771 code for a protein of 222 amino acids. The transcript is spliced from 3 exons.
AAAAUAAUUAUUACUCAUUACUAUUUUAUAGUAGUAUCAUAAUUUUAAAUUAAAAAUUUAUCGAAAUAUUUAUAUUUUUUUGUUUUUACUAAAACUACCAUAAUGAAGCUAGUAGUAUUUUUAUUAUUAUUUUGUUUCAUGUUAAAUGUUAUACUAUGUCAAUAUGUUAAUGCUGAUGAUGAUGAUGGACAAGUAGAUGGAGGUAACGGUUCCGAUGAAACUAGUGAUGGAGGUAACGGUUCCGAUGAAACUGGUGAUGGAGGUAACGGUUCCGAUGAAACUGGUGAUGGAGGUAACGGUUCCGAUGAAACUGGUGAUGGAGGUAACGGUUCUAAUGAAACUGGUGAUGGAGGUAACGGUUCCGAUGAAACUAGUGAUAGAGGUAACGGUUCCGAUGAAACUGGUGAUGGAGGUAACGGUUCCGAUGAAACUGGUGAUGGAGGUAACGGUUCUAAUGAAACUGGUGAUGGAGGUAACGGUUCCGAUGAAACUGGUGAUGGUGAUGGACAAGGAGUUGUAGAUACUAAAGGCAAUAAAUGUAUAAAUCAACUUGAACAAUGUAGUUUUGAUUAUGUAUGUUGYGGUAAUAUGAUAUGCAAUCCUAUCUAUACCAGAUGCUAUACUCCAGGUUAUCUACAACAUCAUCUAGCUCUAAAUCGUUUUAGACCAAUGAAUCUUGAUGAUCUACCCAAUAGAAAUGGUAGACUAAUGGCCGAAAAAGGUGGUCCAAUGCCUAGUAGUAGUAUAGGUAGUGAUGGUAGUGGUAAAUGAGCUUGUAGCAGAAAAACAAUGGCUAAAAGUUAUAAUAAUUAAUUAAUUAAUUAAAAUAUUAAUAUAUUAAUACUUUUCCAAACAAACAAAAAAUUGUAUUGAUUA